Molecule: messenger RNA, 477 nt
Organism: Dibothriocephalus latus
Lineage: Eukaryota; Metazoa; Platyhelminthes; Cestoda; Diphyllobothriidea; Diphyllobothriidae
Source: the annotation of a GenBank genome assembly
AUGGGAAUUAACAUUUCCAGCACGAUCGCAGGAGCUUGCAAUCAGCCAGCCUUCAAGUUCACUUCUGCGGCUGGCUACGGCACUCUGAAUCAUCACUGUGUUCAAGCAGCUCGCGCCAACAAGAUGUCUUCAUCCAAUAUCGCUGUUGCUAUGAGUGGCAUCAAGGAUGCUGAUGAUGAUGACAUUGCCGGGACUGGUCAAGUUUAUCCAUUUCCCUCGGGUUUUGGAAUACCUGCUCUCAGUCAUCACAAAGACGACUUAGAGGGGGCCCGAGAAGUCCUCCAACGUCACUUUGAAAAAAUACAUGGCGCGGUGGAUAUAGGCCAACCUGCAGAAGCUUCACAGCGUAUCUACUUCUACAGUCUGCCAGUCAUUACUCCAUGGGAAGACGGAUUCUCUGGGGUGCAUCGCCGUUUUUCAGCAGAGCCUCGAAACCUGACGGCAAUGGAAAUAUAUCAUCAACAAAGUGCCAGUUAG